AUGACCGGGAGGCCAAGCAACAGGACGAGCCAGCAAGCGCCGGCAAUACCGCCGGCGUCGGCUCGCCAGAACGAUUAUUUUGUUCCUCGCGAUGGCAUCGACCGGGAGGUUAUCACAUCAGACAUUUGCCGGUAUCUCGGGAACGAUGCCCUAGUUCGCCCUGGCACUUACGAGUCGCCGGAUGGCCGUGUCACACAGGGCUACUACAUCACUGCCUAUCGGAACCUGACCUCGGCAAUGAUCCAAGAUCUGAAAGCCGACUCCGCCCGAUGGGAGCAGGAGAGGCGCGCCGCCUCGAGGUCUGCAGGUGGUGGUGCUGGAGGCUCCCGGGAGCAGCCUCGUGGCCAAGACUACAACUCGUGGAAGCGCCAGCGCGAAGCGCAAUACGAUGCCCAGUACGGAUCUGCCAUGGAUAUUGACUAUGCCCCUCCCCCAGGCUCUUCUUCCACCCCGGUCUAUACUGGCCAGCAGUACUCUGGCCCCCCUCCCGCAAAUUACCCGCCGGCCAACUACCCAGCCCAAGCGCAUCCCGCCGCCGCACCGCAGUACCAGACCCAACCGACCUAUGCGUACCCGCCGAACCCCCCGCCGACGCAGUAUUCGCCCCAGCCUCAGACGUCUGGUGACCGGUACCCCGGAAUUCCACCACCCCCCAUCGCUGGGACCUAUGCCCAAGAUGCCUUCGUCCAGGGGUCAAAUUACCAAGUGACGGGGGCCGGGUAUGCCAACCCCGGCCCGAACAGGCUACCACCAGCUAUGCCUCAUAGUUCCGCGCCGCCUUCGAGGACGUACACUGGCCCCACGACUGGCACUCCCGUUUAUGGGACGGAAGCAGACCCAUACGGUUACCCACCACCAGCUGGGAAUCCUUCUGCCCAGGGGUUUCCGGCCGACACUCUUUACGGCCGUGGUGCGUAUGCUACCGCCAAAGCCAACUCUCCGGAGGCUUCGUCUGAUGUUUUAGGGUCCCCAGCAGGUACAGCCCAACGGCCCGGCUACGUAGCCCCCCCGGAUCCCCAGUAUGAAGCGCACCAAAAUCCAGGACUGCAACCAGCAACCACGCCCACCAACGCGGGCCCGACUCAGAUCCCACCGGCCGGUGGCGCGCCACCCCCGCGUCAUGAUCGUGAUUCAGAGCCUAGGGAAAGGGAACGAGACCACCGAGACCACCGGGCUCGCCGUUCGGAACCAGAACGCGACGACAGGCACGCCUCUAACCGACCCCGCCACCGAUAA
This is a messenger RNA of Dichotomopilus funicola, 1236 nucleotides long. RefSeq lists its product as uncharacterized. The coding region runs from base 1 to 1236 and encodes 411 amino acids. NCBI's taxonomy places the organism in Eukaryota, Fungi, Ascomycota, Sordariomycetes, Sordariales, Chaetomiaceae. The transcript is spliced from 4 exons. The record is from RefSeq and is a predicted model, not a curated record.